This is a messenger RNA of Pelobates fuscus (common spadefoot toad), 1321 nucleotides long. It is a transcript of the gene OLAH, whose product is annotated as oleoyl-ACP hydrolase. Gene Ontology annotation, biological process: lipid biosynthetic process. Lineage: Eukaryota; Metazoa; Chordata; Amphibia; Anura; Pelobatidae. The transcript is spliced from 7 exons. The record is from RefSeq and is a predicted model, not a curated record. The coding region runs from base 289 to 1053 and encodes 254 amino acids.
UUUAAUGUGGGCACAUAGAAAAUGAAACCAAGCUCAGCCUGCGAAAUAUGAAAUGGUAACAAUGUUUCCCUAUCCGCAAGAAAGGCUGCUGGUCAUGUGACAUGCAUGUUCGGUGCCUGCCCACAUCCCAGGGGUAGAACUAACAGCACACAUAGCUAUGUGACCUAUAUGUAAUUAAUAAGUGAUUCCUUGACUGCUGCCUAUUAGUUAUCUCAUCCUCCCAGGCACAGAGAGCACAGGUCCCCAGCUGCUGAGGAAUAAGGUUCUCAGGACCUGGAGAGACACAGGAUGGACAAAGUUAUAUCCUGCAUGUACAAAAAACCCAACGCCACUACAAGGUUAAUAUGUUUCCCGUGGGCUGGAGGAGGAUCGAUAUUCUUUGCCAAUUGGGGAAAACUGUUCGAUGAGUCUGUAGAAGUUUACUCAGUAAGGCUAGCAGGAAGAGAAUCACGUAGUCAAGAACCUUUUGCUCAAAACAUGGACCAAAUUGUUGAUGAAGUUUCUCAGAGUUUGUUGCCACACCUGCAGGAAAAAACAUUUGCCUUUUUUGGCCACAGCAUGGGGUCAUUUACCAGCUUUGCCACUGCUUUAAGAUUGAAAGAGAAGUAUGGUCUGGAACCUGUCCAUCUCUUUGUGUCGGGAGUGUCCGCUCCCCAUUCGAAGACACGUUACCCCAUACAACGAAGGUCUGACAUGAGUGAUGAGUAUUUCUUGCACUGGAUGGCAGGCUCAGGAGGGACUCCUGUUGAAGUUUUACAGAACAAAGAAGCUGCCAAACUGUUUAUCCCUCCAUUGAAAGCAGAUAUUCGAGUUCUAGAAUCCUUCAUCUAUGAAAAGCCAGCAGCCCACGUUUUGUCCUGUGGACUGACAUGCUUUGAUGGUGCAAGUGACAAUCCACAUGACUUGGAAGCGUGGAAAGACCUAACAAGUGGAGAUUUCAAUAUUUACAAGCUUCCUGGUGACCAUUUUUAUCUAAAGGAUCCUGCAAAUCAAAAACAGCUUGUGUCACAUGUGACAAAAUAUCUAGAAAAUUUUGAAAUGACUUAUUUGUGAUCCUCAGUGUACAGAUUUUGAAGAAUGGAUGGGUGGAUUUAGCUCCAGGUGGCUAGUUGUUCACAUUUUAAUGAAGUGUUUUUUGUGCAUAUACCUUGUACUUUUCUUCCUGGCAAAAUAUAUUUUUUCUGGAUCGGAGAAAUGACAAUGUUUAUAUUUGUCCAACUGCCUGCCUCUAAGAGGCACUUCCUCAAAACCUUUCUUCAUUUUAAAGUCAUCACACCCAGUAUAUAUGCAGGGAUUACAUUUUCAAAAACUACACUACUAG